AUGACCAAGUCGCGAGACGUCAACAAGGAGACCGUCAUGCGACGGCUGCGCGCACGCCUCGAUCGCCGGUCCCGGGGCGCGGACGCUGAAGCCGAUGCCCGGCUCCGUGCCCAAGUGGACUUCUACGUCCGCCUGCGCGCUGCGCUCUUCGCCAACGGCGGCUCCACGAACGUGGGCGCCGUGGACGCCGUCGCCGUCGCCCUACUAGAGACCGUGACCCUGCUGUCGCUGCCCGACUCGCUGCACGUCGUCGCUGCACCCCCGCAUGACCUGUUCAUCGUACCCGCGCCGCAGGCACGCUCGUCUGGCAAGCGACCGACCACCAGGGGCGCCUCCAAGCCCCCUCCGUCCAAGAAGCAGCGCAAGUCCAGGGCCCAGGACCAAGACGAAGACGACGCAGACGACGAGGAGGGCGCCCCCGAGGACGACGGCGCGGAGGAGUACGAGUUUCCGCUACCCGCCAAGUGUCCGGCCACCAUCCGUCGCGACAUCUCCAAGAUCAUCAAGCAGGCGGGCACCCAGGGCAAGACUCCUCCGCGCAUGGCGUACCCGUGGACCGGUCCGCGUGCCUGGUAUGACCAUCAGGAGCACGCGGCGCUGCACGUGGUGCACUGGCGCUUCUGGAUGCACUGGCACGACGUCUUCUUCGCCUGCGCGCUGUACGCGCCUUCUGAUGAGUGCACGGCCCGCCGCAAGAAGAAGUCGAACGCCGGUCAGGCACGGCUCGCCUUCCUCAGCCUGAACAUCGUCCAGCUCGGCUUCUACGACUUCCUGGACGUCUUCGAGAGCGCCACCCAUGACAACCUCAUGUGGCUUGGCGGCAAGGCUGCUCGGCGCUCGGUGGCCGCGAAGGCGAACGCGAGGGGUAACUCGGACGCGACGGUGGCGACGGACCUCGCCACGCUGGUCCGCAACGACCGUGGCCGCUACGACGCCAUCAUCGCCCGAGCCCUUGAUCCGUACCGUGUGGACGAGGACGGAUACCAGUCCAUCUCCGAUCUCCUCGAACAGACGGACGCGCUGAACCCGACCAAGCCAGCGCACCUUCGCCUCAGCGACGAAGCCAUCGAUGUCACCGGCAGCAGUCCGCCCAACCCGUCGUGGGUCGGCAACAAAAGCGCCGACACCUGGAAGGUUCUGCUAGGGGACGCUCGCAUCCGAGCCCUCGCCAAGAAGCUCAAGCCGCUCGUGAAGAUGGGCAAGCAACCGUUCCCUGCCCAGAAGGCGUACGACGAGGACAAGGAGCAGCACGACGACUACUCGGACUUCGAGGACGACGAAGACAUGUUCACGGUGCUGCCCCCGACGCCAGAUCUCGACGAGGAGGACGACGGCGAACCCGACGAGUUGGACGAGCAUCUGCCCGAGACCGAGGCCGACCAAGAUCAGGAAGACGACGAAGAGCUGGACGACCACGAGGCCGACGAAGACCGCGGUUCGGGCGCCAACGACCCGACAGACGACGGUAAGAAGAGCAGCGCCGGCGACGAGGGCGGCGACACUCCGUCCAAGAAGAGUGCCGCCCCUCCGGCUUCUCCCAAGCCCAAGUAA
This is a messenger RNA of Phytophthora sojae, 1551 nucleotides long. RefSeq lists its product as hypothetical. The transcript is spliced from 2 exons. NCBI's taxonomy places the organism in Eukaryota, Oomycota, Peronosporomycetes, Peronosporales, Peronosporaceae. The coding region runs from base 1 to 1551 and encodes 516 amino acids. The record is from RefSeq and is a predicted model, not a curated record.